Molecule: messenger RNA, 4329 nt
Organism: Drosophila eugracilis
Lineage: Eukaryota; Metazoa; Arthropoda; Insecta; Diptera; Drosophilidae
Gene: cv-2
Product: BMP-binding endothelial regulator protein
Exons: 7
Coding region: 1031-3283 (750 amino acids)
Molecular function (GO): protein binding
Source: RefSeq, a predicted model, not a curated record
GGUGCUAUUUUAAUAAUCGCUCGAGAGUGGCUCGAAAUUUCGAAUCUGCUGGCCAGGAAAAUCCCUCUGUUGAAGGGGAAAACUCGCGCGCGAUUUUCACGUUCGCCGAUUCACAAACGACGAUCGCUAAUAGAGUGUAAUUUCAAUCGAAACACUCUCAAAAUAUACACACGCUUGAAAAGUAAAUGAAAUACAAAACAACAUAAACGAAAUUUGUUAUCAACGCGACGAGAGCUUAAUGCGGGUUUAAGCGUGAUUUUCAGUUUUUCUGAUUUUCUCAUUUUCUGCGUGUGCAAAUGCGUCGUUUUCCACUUGCUGGGAGCGUUUUCCAGUGGGUCCGGUGAAUUGGCGCGCAAUUUCAUUGAGUUGUAUUGAAUUGAAUGCAAAUUGCAAUUGCGGCACAGCGCUGAAUUGAACCUUUGACAGCGUCGGCGGGUGCGCACAACGUGGCGUAUGCGUAAUCUGUGGCAAACCGAAUCGAAGUACUCGCAAUCAAAUUGAAAUUGAAAUGGAAAUGGAAAUGGAAAUGCUUUAGCGAAUGCGAAUGGAAAUGGAAAUUGAAAUGAAAGGCGCGCGCCGGCUCAAAUAAAUUAUGUGCCAGUGAGUUCUAAGUGCUGUCCGUCUCUUUCCAAGCGCGUAGUGCCCUCUCUAUUUCGCAUAAAUAGAAAUACAAAAAAAAAAUUAAAAAUAAAAAAAUAAAAUAGACCCAAGCCCAGGCAAUUGAAAAUGCGAUUCAUAUCGGGUCGAGUAGCAACAACAACAACUAGAAGACAACAACAAUAACAACAAGAACAACACUGAUGAUCGCUGGCAACAUGUCAAGCAUAAUUAAUUUUCGAUUCCGCCGAUUUCUUGCCACCACAAGCACCUCAUCUGGAAAUCUGGAAGUGUAAUUACGGUCAUAAUUCACGCGAGCCACAGCCACAGCCAUAGCCAUAGCCACAACAAAAACCGAAAGCGAGGCACUUAUCGAGAAUUGUGCAGAGGAAAAACUAAUAGAGAUUUCCGCGAACAUCGACCGAUUGUGAAAAUGUGUUGCCAAUCAAGUGGUCAGUGGAAAUUUUCUGCGCAGCAGCCACCAAAAUCAUCGGCGCCAAGGCGGCUUUACACAGGGAUUUGCGGACUCAACCAGGCCCUGAUCCUCACCAUAAUCCUGCUAGCCGUGCUCCAAAUACAGACAGUAGCCGCCGGAGCGGGUGACAGUCUAUCAGGCGUCCGGCAAUCCUGCUCGAAUGAGGGAGAAGAAGUGCAACUAAAGAACCAGCCGCAGAUUUUCACCUGCUUCAAAUGCGAAUGCCAGAACGGAUUCGUCAAUUGCCGCGAUACCUGUCCGCCCGUUAAUGAUUGCUAUAUUUUGGAUAAAUCCAAUGGAACUUGUUGUCGGAGGUGCAAAGGCUGCACCUUCCGUGGCAUGUCCUACGAGAGUGGGUCAGAGUGGAGUGACCCCGAGGAUCCCUGCAAGACGUACAAGUGCGUGGCCACCGUGGUCACCGAGACGGUCCAGAAGUGCUAUUCGCAGUGCGACAACAACCAGUUACAGCCGCCACGGCCCGGCGAAUGCUGUCCCACCUGUCAGGGUUGCAAGAUCAACGGGCAGACGGUGGCCGAGGGCCAGGAGGUGGACGCCUCCAUCGACGACCGCUGUCUCGUCUGCCAGUGCCGCGGAAACCAGCUGACCUGCUCCAAGAAGACCUGCCCGGUGCUCCCGUGUCCCAUGUCCAAGCAGACAAAGCGUCCGGACGAGUGCUGUCCACGCUGUCCGCAGAACCACAGUUUUCUCCCAGUGCCAGGCAAGUGCCUCUUCAACAAAAGUGUUUACCCGGAGAAGACGCAGUUUAUGCCGGACAGGUGUACAAAUUGCACCUGCCUGAACGGAACCUCCGUGUGCCAACGUCCCACCUGUCCGAUCUUGGAGUGCUCCCCGGAAUUCCAAGAGCCAGAUGGCUGCUGUCCAAGAUGCGCGGUCGCCGAAGUCCGAAGCGAGUGCAGCUUGGAUGGGGUUAUUUACCAGAACAACGAGACCUGGGACAUGGGACCGUGUCGCAGUUGUCUCUGCAAUGGUGGAACCAUUCGAUGUGCCCAGGUGCGCUGUCCGGCGGUCAAGUGCAGGGCGAAUGAGGAGCUGAAGCAGCCACCGGGUGAAUGUUGCCAGCGGUGCGUGGAAACGGCAGGAACAUGCACCGUCUUCGGGGAUCCCCACUUCCGCACUUUCGACGGAAAGUUCUUCAGCUUUCAGGGAAGCUGCAAAUACCUCCUGGCGUCCGACUGUCUGGGCAAGACCUUUCACAUCCGGCUGACGAACGAGGGGCGUGGCACGCGGCGCUCCAGUUGGGCAAAAACAGUGACCCUGAAUCUGCGCAACUUAAAGGUCAAUCUGGGCCAGCGAAUGCGGGUCAAGGUGAACGGAACCAGGGUCACUUUGCCCUAUAUUGGCGUGGCUGGUGGCCAGAAUGUCACUAUUGAGAGAUUGGCCGAUGGAGGAGCGGUGAUGCUUAGAUCGGAAAUGGGAUUGACCCUGGAGUGGAAUGGAGCUGGCUUCCUGCAAGUUUCGGUGCCGGCGAAGUUCAAGCAAAGACUGUGCGGCCUGUGUGGCAACUUCAACGGCAGUUCGCGGGACGAUCUCACCGGCAAAGAUGGACGAAACCAUGGGGACGAUGAGGUAUGGCACUUUGCCAACUCCUGGAAGGUUGGUGGCCCCAAGUCGUGUUCCCGCAAGCGUGAAUUCCUGGCCGCCACACCCACCUGCGACAAACGCAAGUCGAACUUCUACUGCCAUCCCUUGAGUGUUCCGGAACUCUUUGGCGAAUGCCACGAGCGUCUGAAUCCGGAGAACUACAAGGUCGCCUGUCGGAUGGACGUGUGCGAGUGUCCGUCCGGCGACUGUCACUGCGACAGCUUUGCAGCGUACGCCCACGAGUGUCGGAGACUGGGCGUCCAGCUGCCGGACUGGAGGAGUGCCACCAACUGCCCGGCCGGCUGGCGACGCAAUGCUACGCUGUCGAGCUUCAAGGGCAACCAGUUCUACGGGGAUCCCAGCUUCAGCCGGAUGAAGGGUCGUCGGCGGAACCACCAGCUGAGGCUGCAACUGCAGCAUGAUCAGCAGCAGUGGAGCAAACAGGGCCAAAAGGGGCGGCACAAGCCGGGUGGCCAUAACCAGCUGGACAGGCACGGCCACAACAGGCUGGACAAGGAUCAGCUGCAGAAGGACUUCAUCCUGAAGCAUGUGCCCAGCAGUGUCCUCUUUCCGCGUGCGCCGGAUCGCACGCCGCCGCCCCUCCACUAAGUUAGUUGACCGUUUAACUUUAGUUACCCAUUUAGUUACUACACAUACACCCACACCCUAAGCACAAGCACGCCCAUCCACACAGAUACUCUCGCGUGGCAGGCCGCAAACCAUAGCAUACUUUUGGCGGCCCAAAAGAGGCGAGAGACCGUGAGGGAAACCUAGUUGAAUUCGCUCCCAUGACAGCCAGGCCACAGUAUUAUGCUGAAAGUCCUCUGGAGAAGGCAGACAUAUAUAUAUAUAAAUAUAUAUGGCGGAUAUAUAUAAUAUUCAGACUACAUGUAGCACGCACACACACAUAGCAUCGAAACUCAUCCUGUCGCCAUUUCGUGUAGCCUAAGUUUUAUUUAUUUUAGCUUUAGUAAUGGAGUUAUAUUCGGAGAGCCUGUUGUUUGUGUGCCUGUUUUGUAUUUGUAAUCCUGUAUGUGUGUUUCGUCGCUGCGCUGAACUAAACUGAUCUAAAAACUAAACUAUAACUAUAACAAAAAACUAAACCUAAGCUAAGCUUUAGCUAAGUGUACUUAGAACUUAACGCAGUCCUAGCUAAAGUACUUGAUAAUGUUUGCUUAAAAUUUAAGCCCUAGAAAGGAUGAGGAGAAGGACCUACCCAACUACUAUGAGAAUUGCACAACAGUAUUUUUGCUUAGUUGAAUCAUGAACGAGCCCCAGAUCCCCAGAACUCAACUCUCCCCACUCAACUCCUACUUACUCGUAACCAACUCGAAAUUCCGCUUAUCUCAAAUUAACCAACUUUUACCCAAACUGUGUUAAUAUUUAUACAACUAUCGCCAGCUAUUUAUGCACUUAACCUGCGGAAAAGGGAGACAACUCUUUGCCAUUUUCAAAUUUACAAAUUAAUCAAGUUUAAAGUUUAAAGUUUAAAGUUAAUGUAAUGUACUAUAAAAACUACUUACUUGUAUGGCUGGAUCUGUAAAUUUACGACAUAUUUGAAUAGCCCAAAAACGAAGAAAAGAAAAAAACAAAACAAAAACCAAUGCCACUAAUGCAAGUGGAUAAAAUCAAAUUAAAAUAUAUGAAAAAAACAA